AUGGGGUCGAGGUAUGGGAUCGCGCCGCAGCAGCCUCCCGGAGGUCCGACGACGACGACGAGGAAGCAGCAGCGGCAAGUGACGCUGAAACUGACGUACCUGGAGAUCAACAGCUGGGUGUGGGAGGUGCAGCAGCAACAGCAAGCCGCCCCUCUGCGCAUCCUGGUGGACCCCCUGGUCGUCGGCAACCUCGACUUCGGCAUGCCGUGGCUCUACGACGGCGCCAAGAAGAACCCGAAGGUGAAGGCCGUCGCCGUGGACGACCUCCUGGCGCCGGAGGCGAGGCCGGACCUGCUGCUCAUUACGAACCGCCUGGACGACCACUGCCACGCCCGGACGCUGGCGCAGCUGUCGGCCAGGGCACCAGACCUGCCGGUGGUGACCACGCCCAACGCGCGGGCAGUGCUCGACUCCCUGCCCACGCCCUUCCGCCGCGUCACCUACCUGGAGCCCGGCGAGUCCACCGCCGUCAGCCCGGACGUCCGGGUGCUGGCCACCGCUGGCACCUUGCUGGGCCCGCCGUGGGAGCGCCCCGAGAACGGCUACGUCCUCCUCCUCAUGUCCGCCGACGCCGACGACAGGAACGAGAACGACGGCCUCCUGUACUACGAGCCGCACUGCCUGCACGACAGGUCGUUCCUGGAGAGGAAGCGGGUGCGGGCGGACGUGGUGAUCACGCCGGUGGUGAAGCAGCUCCUCCCUCUCCCCCUCCCCGGCAACGGCAACUACUACACGCUCGUCGCCGGGCAGGAGGACGCCGUCGACCUGGCCGGGAUGCUGCGAGCGAGGUACGUGGUCCCGAUGAGCAACGCCGACCUGGACGCCAGCGGGCUCCUGACCGCCGUGCUCAUCCAACAGGGGACGACGCAGUCCUUCCAGGCGUUGCUGUCGGAGGCGCUUCCCCAGGUGCAGGUCCUGGACCCCACGCCCGGAGUGCCGCUCCACCUGGACCUGGACCUCAGCUGACACUGACAGUCUGACACAGACACACAGUACGUGACACAUCAGAACAGACGCCACAAAAAGCGAUCGAGCUUGUGCAUAUAUGUAAUGUAGCGAUAGCGACUAGCGAGAGCCGAUCGACAUGUGUAACAAGCAAGACCACAACGAUAUCUUUUUUUUAGAGUCAGAUGGAA
Messenger RNA from Sorghum bicolor (sorghum), 1136 nucleotides. RefSeq lists its product as uncharacterized. The coding region runs from base 1 to 966 and encodes 321 amino acids. The transcript is spliced from 2 exons. NCBI's taxonomy places the organism in Eukaryota, Viridiplantae, Streptophyta, Magnoliopsida, Poales, Poaceae. The record is from RefSeq and is a predicted model, not a curated record.